Messenger RNA from Penicillium nucicola, 2160 nucleotides. Its product is annotated as Zn(II)2Cys6 transcription factor. Gene Ontology annotation, cellular component: nucleus. Gene Ontology annotation, biological process: DNA-templated transcription; positive regulation of transcription by RNA polymerase II. NCBI's taxonomy places the organism in Eukaryota, Fungi, Ascomycota, Eurotiomycetes, Eurotiales, Aspergillaceae. Gene Ontology annotation, molecular function: zinc ion binding; DNA-binding transcription factor activity, RNA polymerase II-specific; sequence-specific DNA binding. The transcript is spliced from 6 exons. The record is from RefSeq and is a predicted model, not a curated record. The coding region runs from base 1 to 2160 and encodes 719 amino acids.
AUGCCAUACGCAGACGUCGCCACUCGGCAACAUAAGGUUCUGCCGACCGUCGACUUCGGCUUCAGAAAAUUUCCCCCUGGCGUUUCUUUCCUCUACAUCGAGACCGGAAUCAGAUUCAUAAUGAAAGUGUCCAAGACAACUGCUCCGACCAUUCGCCGGCAGAAAAAGAAAUCCAUCGCCUGCCAAAGAUGCCAUUCCCACAAAAUCAAAUGCAGUGGAGGCCAGCCUUGUACUAAAUGCCGACAAGCCGGUUGCCCCACCGAUUGCAGUUAUGUGAAUCGAGAUCGCCAGAUUAAGGUGCAUGAGAGUUAUAUCGAGGAACUUGCAGCAGAGAACCAGCGAUUGCGAGAUCAAUUGUCUCAGUCGCCAGGAUUUUCCAACCCAAGAGAAGUGUCAGUUCCUGACCAAGAUACCGAUGGACCAGCUGCAGAUGGACAUGUCCAAAACCCAAUGCUGGGAGAACGGGCCUGGUUCCAACCCUAUGAUCCAUCAUCACCACCCAUUCAUAUCGGAGAAGCAGCAUGUACCGCAUUCGCCACUCGACUUCGCAAGGUUCUGACCAAGAACGAGACAACAACUCACAUGGCUCGGACACAGUAUACACCCGAGUCAACGCUGAUGAAACUUCGUAACCCGGCAAUUGAAUGGCCGAGUCUUCCUCAGGCUCGGCUUUUGAUUCAGAUCGUAUUCAGCCAGAUUGGUCGGGUAUAUCAUCUGGUCCUGCGCAAGUCGACCAGUGAUCAACUGGAAAAUGCCUACCGCGACGAGAAUUUCGAUGAUCCAGUCUUGACUUGCAAGUUCUUUGGUUUGUUUGCUCUCGGUGAAGUAUAUUCCGCGCGAUCGAACUCGACACUUGAAUGUAAUGUUCCUGGUGCUGCUUAUUAUGUCAACGCCUUGACGAUGAUUCCCAUUUUGCCUGAACGUCCGAGCCUGACGCAUAUCGAGGCUUUGCUGCUGUUGUCGCUAUAUUCAUUCUUCCUUAAUAGACGCCACUCGGCGUUUCUACUUGUUGGCAGUGCCAUGCGUCUGGGUUUGACCUUGGGGUUGAAUCAUGACAUACCACAGUCUAAAUGUCCUGAUCCAGUCGACCGCCAGCAUCGAACAAGAUUAUGGUGGGGAAUCUAUGUUUUCGACCGAAUGUAUGGCUCGAAAGUCGGCUGGCCAAUCCAGAUUGCCGAUGAGGAUAUCCAUGUCGCGAUGCCGUCCAAUGUGCCCAGUGACAUCAAUAACGAGCAGUUCUCAGAUACCGAGUUCUUGACUGCCAGUAUCCAACUUGCUCGAAUCACAGGGCAGGUUAUCGACCGGGUUUAUAGCCGAAAGAAACACCCAGAAUCCUUCUUGCAGCGCGAGCAGAAGCUUCUUCUUUCUUUGAAGCAGUGGGCUUGCGCCCUUCCUCCUAAAAUCAGACUCAAUCGUGAAGGUCCGAACCCGAAGAAUGUAAUAUCAUUACAUCUUCAAUUCAACCAGUGUAUUAUGUUAGCCAGUCGACCGAUUCUUCUGUAUGCUCUUAUUCAGAGUACGAGUUCAGAGGCACCCGAAGAAAAUGCCGCCCACGCGAAUAUCCGUCAAACCAUCAAAACGCUCAGCGAUGCCUGCAUACACGCAGCAAGACAUACUCACUCACUCAUUGUGGAAGAGUGGACAAACGGAUCGCUCACCAUUUUCGGCUAUUUCUAUGCCCACUAUUCGUUUUCUUCGGCGCUUAUCAUGUUCAUCUCCAGCCAAGUAUAUCCCGAAAAUAGCGGUGACUUUGCUUUGUUCGAAGCAGAAUUCGAGAUUCUUCGGGCAAUGAGUAACCAUGGGAAUCUGGCCGCGACCGAGUUUUAUGACAAUCUCGAAUGUGUCCGGCAGUGCUUGGACAAUCAGAGUACACCUGAGUCGCGGCCUUCUCUCCCGUUCGAUCAGUCCUUUGUUUCCGAUCGGCGCGGUGCACAGUCUUCCACGACGCCCACUCUUACAGGUGGAAGAACAAGUGAGUUGAGUCUUAUGGGCCUUGUGCCUGAUGCUGUUGCACCUGGCAACCUUGCGAACGAUAUGUCUUUCCUAGGAGAGAGUAUGGAGGAGUUCCUCGCACAGCCCGAGGUUGAUUUUGACUUGAUGGAUCCCUCUAUGACUGAUGCGAUGUCCUCAUGGCCGAACCUCUCCUUAUGGACUGCAUAA